This is a messenger RNA of Condylostylus longicornis, 2469 nucleotides long. RefSeq names its product NAD kinase-like. Gene Ontology annotation, molecular function: NAD+ kinase activity. Gene Ontology annotation, biological process: NAD+ metabolic process; NADP+ biosynthetic process. The transcript has 6 exons. The record is from RefSeq and is a predicted model, not a curated record. Bases 112 to 1545 code for a protein of 477 amino acids. Lineage: Eukaryota; Metazoa; Arthropoda; Insecta; Diptera; Dolichopodidae.
ACAAUAUAUUUUAGUUAAAAAAAUUAUCAACUUAUUGAAAUAGUAAAAAGAAAACGUGAAUUUUUUUUUUACAUACUUACUUAUAAAGAAAUAGAAUCAAAAGUUAUUUUAAUGAUGAAAGCUAGUGAUUUAGCUUUAGCUCGAGCAAUGGUUGCAGAAUCAAAUUCACCUGGUGGUCAACAAUUACCAUUAAGAAAAGUUAUCGAUAAAGCAAAACAAUUCCGACGCACAAGAAGUUUAAAUGCACCAUCGCCAUUUCAACAGUUUGGACCAUGUGGCCGUAUAAUGAAAAAUCAAGCAAUGGUCAUGCAAAUUCAAGAUCCGGCAAGCCAACGUUUAACUUGGAAUAAACCACCAUUAACUGUUUUAGUUAUUAAAAAAGUUCGGGAUUCAACAGUUUUACCACCAUUUGUUAAAUUAGUUGAAUGGUUAGUUCAAGAGAAACGUAUGGUUGUAUGGGUUGAAGCAGCAGUAUUAGAUGAUCCAUUAUUACAAGCUGAUCUAAAAUUUCAAACGAUUAAAGAUAAAUUGGUUACUUUUAAAGAUGGCCGAGAUGAUUUAACUGAUCGUAUUGAUUUUAUAAUUUGUUUAGGUGGUGAUGGAACAUUAUUAUAUGCUUCAUUAUUAUUUCAACAAUCAGUUCCACCAGUAAUGGCUUUUCAUUUAGGUUCAUUAGGUUUUCUUACACCAUUCCGUUUUGAUAAUUUUCAAGAACAAGUUACUAAUGUAUUAGAAGGUCAUGCUGCAUUAACAUUACGCAGUCGUUUACGUUGUAUUAUUGUAAGAAAAUCAAGAGAUAAUAUUGAUGAAACAAUAACAACAACAGCAACUGGUCGAGCAAUAACAAAUCAUCAUAAUAAUCAUCAUCAAAAUCAUAUAUCAGAAAAUUCUUAUUACAGUAAUAAUGAAAAUAAUUAUGCUUCUACUCAUACAGAAAAUACAAUUUCCAGUAAUAAAAAUAAUAAACGUACAAAAGAUGAAACUAAUAUAUUAGUUUUGAAUGAAGUUGUUGUUGAUCGUGGACCAUCACCAUUUUUAAGUAAUAUCGAUUUAUUUUUGGAUGGAAAAUAUAUAACAUCGGUACAAGGUGAUGGUUUAAUUAUUUCAACACCAACUGGUAGUACAGCUUAUGCAGUUGCUGCUGGUGCAUCAAUGAUUCAUCCAUCUGUACCAGCUAUACUUUUAACACCAAUAUGUCCACAUUCAUUAAGUUUUCGGCCAAUUGUUGUACCAGCUGGUGUUGAACUUAAGGUUUCAAUAUCACCAGAUAGCCGAAAUACAUCAUGGGUAUCAUUUGACGGUAGAAAUCGACAAGAAUUAUUUCAUGGUGAUAGUUUAAGAGUAACAACAUCAAUAUAUCCAGUUCCAAGUAUAUGUGCUCAAGAUCAAAUUUCUGAUUGGUUUGAUUCAUUAGCCGGUUGUUUACACUGGAACGUACGCAAACGGCAAAAACAUUUAGAUGAAUUAUCUGAUUUAACUGGUUCAGGUUCUGAAGAUACACUCGAUGAAUUAGAUAAGGCUAGUGAUACAUUACUUGAUAGUUGAAUUUUUUGAAUUUUCAUAUUCAACUAUAAAAUUUGAUUUGAAGAAAUAAAUAGCAGUUUUAAUAAAUGCAAAUAAUUUGCUAUAGUAAUAGAAAAAAAAGAAAAUAGGAGAAGUUAUAAAAAGAAUUAAAAUAAUAAUAUUUUGCAAUAACCAUGAAAAAAAAACAAAAAUAAAAAGAAAAUUGAUAUAUUGUAAUAUUUUUCAAGAGUAUAUUUUAAUUAUAAAAAUUUAUACAUAUAUUAAUAAAAUUAAUAAAUUAUAAUUUAUGUUAAAAAUUGUGAAUAAUACAAAAAAGGAAUUCAUUAUUAAAUAUAAAAUAUUGUUAAAGUUAACUAUAAAACGAAAAAUGAAAAUAUGAAAUUAUAAAAUGGAAUUCAAAAAUAUUUCGAUUAUUUUAGUAGUUCACAACAAUACAAUUUUUUUUGUUUUUUUUUUUUUUUUUGAAAAGGUUAAGUUUAUACAUAUUUUUCUAAUUAAAAUUGAUCUAUUAUAAUAUAUACAUAAUAAUUUUAAUAAUAUUCUUACCCCUACAUUUUUCGGUUUUAAUAGAUACUAGUCUAAACGAUAAAGCAACUUAGAUUGCUUUCAAACGGUGGAAAAAAAAUAAAACAAUUAGACUAUAAAUUAAAAAUCAUAAUUUAUAUUCAUUCUUUAUUGAUAAAAAUACGAAUGUAUGAAAAUUAAUUUUCAAAUGGUUUUAGUUUAACAAUUUUAUCAAAAUUAAAAUUUUUCAAAAUUUUUAAAUCAUUUAUCGGAUUGUAUUUAUUAAAUCGGAUUGUAUAGAAUUUUAUAAAAUAUAAAAGACAUUAAUGUUAAAGGUAAGCUUAAAAAUUUGUUAUGGAAAAAUGUAAAAUUUUAAAGAAAAAUAAUUAUUUGCUACUGCUCUUUAGUUAAAGUUUUAGAAAACUCGUUUCACUAUUCUUG